CAUGUAAUCGCGGACUUAUUUAGAUUCAGGGCAAAGCAAAUAAAUCUCCCAAAUUGUUGUAAAAAUAUUUGUUUGAUAUCAAUCCAUAAUUUAGGGCAUUUAUACAUGUAAGACGUUUUACAAAGAACAUUCACCUUUUAAAGAGAGGUUUCGUAGAUUAAAUUUUUACUCAAUCACGUUGCCUAGAAAAUAUAUUUAAUGGCUACACUGCUGCAAGCAGCUGAUUCGUUGUCAAAAUAUUCGUAUAUUCGAUUACAUUAAUCGCUCGUGUUUUCGUAACAUUCAACUUAAGCAAGUUCCAAUAUAACUUUAUUGUACAUUAAUUAUAAGAACUAAAACUAAAAAAGAUGUCAUUAUCUCCAUCAAGCGGCAUAGGGCGCUACUAUAAACAUUCUGCUAAAAUUAUCCGCUUUGUCCGAUUGGGUUGCACAAAUCGUCCUUUCUACCAUGUUGUUGUUAUGGAGAGGCGAAAAAAUCAACACCAGCCAGUAAUAGAACAAGUUGGUACUUAUGAUCCAAUGCCAAAUCAGAAGGAUGAACGUUUGGUUUCGUUUAAUUUUGAACGUAUCCGCUAUUGGUUGGGUCGAGGGGCUCACCUGUCCACACCAACAGCAGAACUAUUGGGUAUUGCAGGUUUUUUGCCCAUUCAUCCACGCACUUAUAUGACCGCCUGGCGAAACAGGCAAAAAGUUGCCGAAGAUGGAACAAUUGAAGGAAAGGAUCCAGUUGAAGCGUAGAAAUUAUUAUUUAUUCGUCAAAUCUAGUGAAAUAAAUGCUAAAAUGUAUAAAAAAA
This is a messenger RNA of Bactrocera tryoni, 793 nucleotides long. RefSeq names its product probable 28S ribosomal protein S16, mitochondrial (gene mRpS16). The transcript has 2 exons. The coding region runs from base 348 to 737 and encodes 129 amino acids. Lineage: Eukaryota; Metazoa; Arthropoda; Insecta; Diptera; Tephritidae. Gene Ontology annotation, molecular function: structural constituent of ribosome. Gene Ontology annotation, cellular component: mitochondrial small ribosomal subunit; ribosome. Gene Ontology annotation, biological process: mitochondrial translation. The record is from RefSeq and is a predicted model, not a curated record.